GCCUCCAGUCCAGUCUCCCUCCGAGCCGAGAGCGGCCUGGGCAGAGCCAGAGCGGCUGAGCCAGGCUGAGUGAGGCGAGGCGAGGCGCAGCCCUCCGCUCCUCCGCUCAGCGCGCUCAGCCACCCGCGCGGCGCCCGCCCGCCACGCCGCGCGCACCCGCGCGCCGGUGUGUGUGUGUGUAUCUGUGUGUGUGCCAGCGCGCCAGGAUGUGACGGCGUCAUCGGCAACCCCAUGCGCUACGGACAGCACGCCGCCGCCGCCGUCCCGCCCGUCGCCGCUGACUGAGGCGGGCCCACGCCCGGAGAGCUAAGGGCUCGGCCCCCGCCCCGCCCCACCCCGCCCGGCCCCACCCCGCCCGAAGACCUGUAGCAGCGCGCCCCGCCCGCUCAGCCAUGGCGCAGCCCAGCACGCCCCCGCACUGCGGCAACACGUGAGGCCAGGCCAAUGAGGCCAUGAGGCGCCAUGGGGCCGGGGAGGGUGCCGUGGGUGGUGGUGGGGGCGGUGCUGCUGCAGCUCAUGCCCGCUGCGGGCGCGCUCGACGCUUCGACGAGAAAGGAUAGCGAGGACGCCCUGCAGGUGGUGCACGACGUGUCCACCGGCAGCCUCGGCACGCUGUGCCUCGCCGACCAGCACUUCCGCUCGCUGUCCGCCGCCGUGGACGCCCGCCGCUACGACUCGCUCCGGCAGAAGGCCGACAUGGCCGCGCUCGUCCUCAAGGACCUCGGCGUGGCACACCACAACGGGCUGCUUGACGCGCUGACCCGCGCGCUGCUCCUGUCGGAGCGCCACGUCGUCUCGGCUCGCAUCCUGGCGCUCAACGCGUCCACGGGCGGCGUCGUCAACAUGGUCGAGUGGCACGCCGAGGGCGAGGGGCUGGCGCUCGUGGGGCCGACCCGCGCGCACCCGGCCAGCCUGCCCGCCGACCCGGCCGACCUGCCCUGGUACGAGGACUCGGCCACGUCGCCCACGCUCCGCUCGCCAAAGUUUGUCGACUCGCCGGCGAACGUGUCGUUCCGCGGCUGGUGGACCUUCCCCUACUUCUCGUGCUCGUCCAGGCGCUGGCUGCUCUCCUACAGCGUGCCCGUGCCACCCACCAGCCGACACCCGACCAAGGGCUUCCUGAGCGUGGACGUGGACCUGUCCAUGCUGGAGGUGAACCAGUGCGAGGCCAAGAACAGUCCGCAGCGCCACGUCCCCGCCGAGGAGCAACAGAUCAGCGUCUUCCACGGCACGCACAAGUGCGACAACAUCACCACGGAGUGCGUCCACACACCGGGCGCGGGUUGGGCCAGGGGCAGCUACUACUGCCGCUGCAGGCCCGGCUACUACAGCCACAGCAACAGGGGGAUAUUCAACGGCACGGUCGUCGAGCAGGCCUGGCAGGAGUACGAGCAGGCUCAGCAGGGCUUGCAGGGCCUGUCGCAGGAGCAGCCGGCGCCCUGGUCCAAGGGGCCGCUGUCCCUGUUCCUCUGUCAGCAGUGCGCCCCGGGCUGCGAGACGUGCCGAGGGCCGGAGCCAUGCCUCGCGCGGUACAACUGGCCGUUCAGAAUCAGCCUGCUGGUAGUGUCCGUGUGCUGCGUGGUCAUGGUGCUGGCCCUGGCGGCGUACGUCUACCACAACCGCCGCAUCAAGGUGUUCAAGGUGGCCUCCCCCAUCUUCCUGGCCAUCACGCUGCUGGGCUGCGCCAUGAUGUACCUCGAGCUCGCCGCCAUCUUCCCCGUGCUGGACUCGUACUCGUGCAUCGCCACCAAGUGGGCGCGGCACCUCGGCUUCUGCAUCACCUACACCGCGCUACUCAUGAAGACGUGGAGGGUGUCGCUCACGUACCGCGUCAAGUCUGCGCACAAGAUCAAGCUGACGGACAAACAGCUGCUGCAGUGGAUGUUCCCCAUCCUGCUCGUCAUGCUCAUCUUCCUGGGCGCGUGGACGCUGAGCGCGCCGCCGCAGGCCGAGGUCAUCAAGGACUCGCACGGGCUCGCCUUCAAGCAGUGCCAGUACAACUGGUGGGACCACAGCUUGUCCAUAGGUGAAGUGCUGUUUCUGCUGUGGGGCAUCAAGGUCUGCUACAACGUGCGCAACGCCGAGUCUCUGUACAACGAGGCACGCCUCAUCAGCUACGCCAUAUACAACAUCGCCAUCGUCAACACCACCAUGGUCGCAUUCCAUCUCUUCAUCUUCCCGCACGCCGGGCCCGACAUCAAGUACCUGCUCGGCUUCAUCCGGACGCAGCUGAGCACCUCGGUGACGGUGGGGCUCGUGUUCGCGCCCAAGGUGGUGCGCGUGCUGCGCGGCCAGGGCGACCAGUGGGACAACCGGGCGCGGGCGCGCGGCGUGACGGCGUCCUUCUCCCUCAACGGCAUCGGUCUGGUCCCCGAGGAGACGGCCGACCUGUACCAGGAAAACGAAGAGCUCAAGGAGGAAAUCCAGAAGCUGGCCGCGCAGAUCGAGUUCUCCAAGAUCGUGGCCAUGGAGCUGCACAACCGCCACCUCAAGCCGAAACCGGGUGGGUACUUUAGCCAGGGGCAGGCGGUGACGCUGCAGUCGCCGAUGGGCGGCGGCGGCGGCGGCAUCGGCGGCCCCUUCGGCACCCGCACCACCACCACACAGGGCUGCCCGGGGCCGGGCAACAACGGGGGGCUCUUCAGGGCGCGGAACUCCAUGGGGGACGAGUCUAUUGCCUCCAGCGCGUCGGCGGCCGCGUCGGCCGAGGCUCUCGGGGCCGGGGGGGAAGUUAACAGCUAUUAUGUUACAAUUACAAUAUCGACAUUACUUGGAGUGGAGGGAUACAUUACACUUAGUAAAGCAUUUGACCUGCCAAAAAAGAGACACCAAUGCACACUUAAAACUGAUACUCACUCACUGUUCCAUGAUGAUGCAUCCUGA
Frankliniella occidentalis (western flower thrips) is the source of this 2883-nucleotide messenger RNA. Its product is annotated as probable G-protein coupled receptor CG31760. Gene Ontology annotation, cellular component: membrane. Gene Ontology annotation, biological process: G protein-coupled receptor signaling pathway. The record is from RefSeq and is a predicted model, not a curated record. Bases 463 to 2883 code for a protein of 806 amino acids. The transcript has 16 exons. NCBI's taxonomy places the organism in Eukaryota, Metazoa, Arthropoda, Insecta, Thysanoptera, Thripidae. Gene Ontology annotation, molecular function: G protein-coupled receptor activity.